AAACUUAUUGCUGAAAUAUUCGUUACAGAAUGAAGAAAAGGAAGGAGCACAGCAAGAUAUCAGCUAGAAGUUAUGCUAGAGCAGGUUAGUUUGUUGAUGGCAACCGGGUUCAACUGACCUAGUCUUCAUUGAAAUCCUUUUUGUUCUAACCUUAUGUAAUGCCCUUUAUAUCAUGGGUUUAGUGAUAAUAAACCAGUAAUUUCUAAAUUUUUCAAUAAUCAUCUCCAUAAUGUCAGUAAGCUCGAAGCAAGUGUUGAAGCUUUACAGAGAUAUGAUGAGGGAGGCAAAAAAGUUCCAUGCCUAUAAUUUCAGGAAUUAUGCAUUAAGAAGGAUCAAGGAUGGUUUCAGUAUGAACAAAGGACUGACAGACAGCAAGGAGGUUUUAGCUAAAUACAACUCUGCACUCAAAAGUUUUGAAAUGCUCAAGAGACAGGUGAUUGUUACCAGCUUAUACAAAACAGAUAAUAUAGUUGUUGAAAAAAAAAGAGAAAAGUGCAUCGAAUAAAUGAAUUAAUAAUGAUCCAGAAGUGUUGAUCUGUUCUGUAUAUAAUUGAUAUUUUAAGUACGAAAUUGUAUAUAGAAAUAAAAAAUAUAGUUUGUUAGUGUUU
Molecule: messenger RNA, 608 nt
Organism: Nezara viridula (southern green stink bug)
Lineage: Eukaryota; Metazoa; Arthropoda; Insecta; Hemiptera; Pentatomidae
Source: the annotation of a GenBank genome assembly